This is a messenger RNA of Mytilinidion resinicola, 624 nucleotides long. RefSeq lists its product as uncharacterized. The record is from RefSeq and is a predicted model, not a curated record. The transcript is spliced from 2 exons. NCBI's taxonomy places the organism in Eukaryota, Fungi, Ascomycota, Dothideomycetes, Mytilinidiales, Mytilinidiaceae. Gene Ontology annotation, molecular function: mRNA binding. The annotation marks the transcript as partial. Gene Ontology annotation, cellular component: mRNA cleavage and polyadenylation specificity factor complex.
GCUCCAAAUGAUAAGGCAGGCAAGGUCGUGUUCAUUGGGAACAUCCCGUAUGGCGGAACCGAAGAACUGAUCGUCGACACCCUCACCCGCGUGGGCCAAGUUGUCAACUUCAGACUCGUUUACGACAAAGACACCGGCCGACCAAAAGGCUUUGGAUUCGCCGAAUUCGCAGACGCAGACGCCGCCGCAUCCGCUGUCAGAAAUCUCAACGACUACGACGUCAUGGGCAGGAAGCUGAGGGUGGACUGGUCCAACGACAACGGAGCUGGCGAUGCUGCGCCGGCAGGAUACACUCCAGCGCCUUUACCUACAAACGGCCAGGAGCCAGUGCAGCCUCCGCAGACGAGUUCUCUACCCCCUCUACCACCAGGCACCGACCUGCAGCCAGGCCUCAGUGCCCCCGACGCCAUCUCGCGAACCCUCUCGACGCUGCCACCGGCGCAGCUCCUCGACAUACUCUCACAAAUGAAGGGCCUGGUGAUGUCGGACCCGGCAAAGGCGACAGAGCUUCUGAGGCAGGCGCCGCAACUUUCCUAUGCCAUCUUCCAGUCUCUGCUUCUCCUCAACCUCGUCGACACCAGUGUUCUCACGACCAUCAUCGAUCCUACCCAAGCUGUGGCGCCC